CACCCAACGCGCUGAUAUUGAAGCGCCCUUCUCGGUCUCUUGUGCGAUAAUUUGCACAGCAAGAGAGAGAGAUCAGAGUGUGCGUCUCUCUUAAGUUCACUAUCAGAAGACCAUACAUACAUACAUACAGCUAGAGAGUAAAAAUGCCUACUCUCAGCAGCAUUGCGCAGAGUUUGGAGAACAAGAGCAUCUUCAUCACCGGCAGCACCGGCUUUCUUGCAAAGAUAUUUGUGGAGAAGAUACUGAGGGUUCAGCCACAGGUGAAGCGCCUCUACCUGCUUGUCCGUGCCUCUGAUGCUAAAUCAGCCAAGCAUCGCCUCGACGCGCAGGUGAUAAGCAAGGAAUUGUUCAGAGUCUUGAGAACUAAGCAUGGAGAAGAGUUCGAUUCCUUCAUUUCCGAAAAGAUUUGCCCGAUCGCCGGUGAUAUGGCAGUGGAGGACCUGGGGAUCCAAGAAACUCAUCUCAAACAAGAGAUCAUGGAGGAUGUCGACAUUAUUGCCAAUGUUGCUGCAACUACCACCUUCGAUGAAAGGUAUGACGUAGCUUUGAACAUUAAUGCCCUGGGAGCGGAUCGAGUAGUGGCCUUUGCCCACCGAUGCCAGAAACUGCAGAUGUUCCUCCACAUCUCCACAGCAUACGUUUGCGGGUCCAAGUCCGGUUUGAUGAUGGAGAAACCGAUCCGAAUGGGGGAAACACCGAACGGGCAGAACAACCUUGACAUAGAAGCAGAGCUGCGGCUAGCGGAGAAGGAGCUGAAGGAGCUCCGAGCCAGAGGAGUUGAGAAGACGGAAGAAAUGGCUGCCAUGAAAGAAUUGGGCUUCAAAAGGGCAAGAUCUUUUGGUUGGCCUAACUCAUAUGCUUUUACGAAGGCCAUGGGGGAAAUGUUGAUCGGUGAGUCCAGAAAAGAUCUGCCCUUGGUGAUCAUCCGACCAACUAUAAUUGAAUCCACUUUGGUUGAUCCUUUCCCUGGAUGGAUUGAAGGUUUCAGAACCGCCGGAAGCGUAAUCAUGAGCUAUGGCAUGGGCAAGUUGAAAUGUUUCCCGUCAAAUGUCAAUCUCCCCAUUGAUGUGAUCCCUGCUGACAUGGUGGUCAAUGCCAUGGUGGUCUCGAUGGUGGCACAUUCACGGCAACCGCAGUCAUUCAUCUAUCAUGUUGGAUCGAGCAAACAAAAUCCAACUACUACUUCACUACUAGCCGAUUGCGCGUAUCGCUAUUUUUCCAACAAUCCAGUCAAGGGAAAGGAUGGCAGGGACAUUAGUGUGGACAAACUUUUCGUCUAUAGUAGCUUGGACGAUUUCCGGAAGUACAUGAAUUUCUACUAUAAUGUGCCCUUACAGGUAUUGAGGCUGGCAAAUUUUGCACUAUUCAACGUUUGGGGGCGCUUGCACAGGGAUCUUACAAGGAAGUACAAUUUCGCCAUGUACUUGGCGGAGCUCUACGAUCCAUACGUCUUCUUUGAUGGAAGAUUCGACGAUGGCAACGCGGAGGGAUUGAGGAUGGUCAUGAAAGCCACUGGCAUGAAAGAGGCUGAGCAAUUCAACUUUGAUCCUAAAUGUAUUAACUGGGAAGAAUAUUGUAUGAAGGUGUAUUAUCCAGGACUUGUGAGAUAUGCGAUGGUGCAGAAGUGAAUUGCCAUAUGGGGACCUCAAAAUACUUUU
This is a messenger RNA of Nymphaea colorata (pocket water lily), 1658 nucleotides long. RefSeq names its product putative fatty acyl-CoA reductase 7. The transcript is spliced from 10 exons. Lineage: Eukaryota; Viridiplantae; Streptophyta; Magnoliopsida; Nymphaeales; Nymphaeaceae. Gene Ontology annotation, cellular component: intracellular membrane-bounded organelle. The record is from RefSeq and is a predicted model, not a curated record. Gene Ontology annotation, molecular function: alcohol-forming very long-chain fatty acyl-CoA reductase (NADP+) activity. Gene Ontology annotation, biological process: suberin biosynthetic process; long-chain fatty-acyl-CoA metabolic process. Bases 144 to 1628 code for a protein of 494 amino acids.